This is a messenger RNA of Funneliformis caledonium, 663 nucleotides long. The record is from the annotation of a GenBank genome assembly. NCBI's taxonomy places the organism in Eukaryota, Fungi, Glomeromycota, Glomeromycetes, Glomerales, Glomeraceae.
AUGACAAAUAAAACAACGAUUAUUGAAGAUAAGAAUUAUAAAGGACUUUACUAUCAUCCAACACGUGAUAAAACCGAUUACUUGUUAUCAUUCCUCGCUGAUAAUGACAAAAUCUAUAAAUUUUUUGACGUAACAGUAAUAGGAAGUAUUCCUUUUAAGUCAGAAGUUGCAGAUAACAAUACACCCAAAAUUACCCCACAACAUUUUAUUGAAAAUAAAAAGUUUACACAAAUUCUUCAUCAAGUUAUCGCCGAGAAUGUUUACUCUGAUGUACAGUUACAAGGUUUAGCGAAAUAUCAUCAGAAUGGAUGGCUUCAUGUAGCAGAUGCAAGAGAUCCAGCACCUUGGGGACGAAUACCAUAUCCUGAAGACAUUUUUGGUAUGAUUCAAGUAAUAGAUGGGCAAAUCGUUCGCGGAACAUAUCAGCCCAUGCCAACCCAUCGUAUGGUCACUGCAAAAGGGCUCUUCAUGUUAAAUGAUCCCUUACAAGAAAAAUUAUUAGAAAAGGUCGGUCAUGAUCUAAUUGAUUUAAUAAUUGGUGUAGUUCAAAUUAAGCCAUAUGUCAUGUUGAGUUUAAUUAUGGCAUUGAAUGGCGCCUUGGCCGUUUUAUGGCUGUUGCGCAAAAACAUACAAACAAAUAAAAGGGUUAAAUUAGAUUUAUAA